CCACAAUCCACUGCUUCACUCCUCCCCGCCCAUCCAGGUUCUCAUCACAAGAGUCUGGCGUCAAGUCAAUUUGUGCACUUUGGGGUCACCUGCUGUGACUUCAAUUGUAUGCUACAGAGAUCCUCCAGCACUGCCAGACCCCCCCCCUUCCCCCCCACUGAACUUGGCACUAGGCCUCUGCGUUGGACACCCCCUCUAAGAGGCACAGAAGAGACCCUCCCAGCCCCUGCCCAGAGACUGGAGCUGAGUCUGGCACUGGGCCUCUGCAAGGCAUGACACCCCACUAGGCAGUGCAGACUAGUCCCUCCAACACUCCCAGUCCCUGCCCAGCCAAGGUCCUGUGUCCUCUGCACAGCCACAGUCAGCGGUCCCUGAAUGAUGUUACUACUUCUACACAUACCCGUUCUUGGGGUCUGAGCUGCUCCCCUUCCAGUUCUUGUGGCUGGUGGAUGCCAUGAGUCCAACCAAAGGCACUUAGAACAGCUCAGAUGUCACUGCCUUCUGGACCAAGGACCGCACGCUACAGAUGAUUGAGCGCUUUGAUGCUGUCACAAUCUGCAGUGGAGAAAAGUUGUUCUGAAAAUGGGAGAGUCUGAUACUUUGACUCCAAAAGGAGAGAGACUUUGCCUCUGUUGGGAAAGCCCAGUAGAAGAGACCAGGUUCAUCAGCACUCAAGAUGUCACGUGGCUGGAACUUCUCUAGAAUGCUGGCUCUGUCUCUGAAGACUUGGGCUGUAGACGUGGAGAGUUCAGUAGAAAGCAUUAUGGAUCUGUGGAGCUGCUUAUAUCUAGUGAUGCUGAUGGAGCCAUUCAAAGAGCCGGACGUUUCCGAGUGGAAAACGGAUCUUCUGAUGAGAAUGCAGAUUUCACCCCAGGUACAUGGCGCAGAACAGAUGUGCACUUGGAAAACCCAGAGUACCACACCAGAUGGUAUUUCAAAUAUUUUCUAGGAAAAGUUCAUCAGAAUUACAUAGGUACAGAUGCAGAGAAGAACCCUUUUUUUCUGUCUGUCGUGCUCUCCAACCAAAACAAUCAGCGUGUCCCUCAAUACCGCUCAAUUCUCUGGAAAAAAACAGGUACUCAGAAAAUAUGCCUCCCUUACAGUCCCACGAAAACAUUAUCAGUGAAAUCUAUUUUAAGUGCCAUGAGUCUUGACAAAUUUGAAAAAAGCCCUAGGGAAAUUCCUCACCCUGAGAUACAAAAGGAUUUACUGGUUCUUGAAGAGCAAGAAGGCUGCGUAAAUUUUAAGUUUGGCGUUCUUUAUGCUAAAGAUGGUCAACUUACAGAUGAUGAAAUGUUCAGCAAUGAAACUGGAAGUGGCAGCUUUCAAAGAUUAUUGAAUCUUUUGGGUGACACAGUUACACUGAAGGGCUGGACAGGCUACAGAGGAGGUCUGGACACCAAAAAUGAUACAACAGGAAUAUAUUCCAUCUACACAGUGUAUCAAGGGCAUGAGAUUAUGUUCCAUGUUUCAACCAUGCUACCAUAUUCUAAAGAGAACAAGCAGCAAGUAGAAAGGAAGCGUCAUAUUGGAAAUGACAUUGUCACCAUCGUGUUCCAGGAAGGAGAAGAAUCUUCUCCAGCAUUUAAGCCCUCCAUGAUUCGCUCUCAUUUUACACAUAUUUUUGCCUUAGUGAGAUAUAAUAAGCAAAAUGAUAGUUACAGGCUGAAAAUAUUUUCAGAAGAAAGUGUACCUCUCUUUGGGCCUCCCCUUCCAUCCCCACCUGUGUUCACAGAUCACCAGGAAUUCAGGGACUUUGUACUAGUGAAGUUAAUAAAUGGGGAAAAAGCCACCUUGGAAACCCCAACAUUUGCUCAGAAACGGCAGCGCACUCUAGACAUGCUGAUUCGCUCUUUAUACCAGGACCUCGUGCCUGAUCUACACAAGAACAUGCUUAAUAGGAGGUCCUUCAGUGAUGUGUUACCAGAAUCCCCUAGAUCAGCACGGAAGAAAGAGGAGGCCCGUCAAGCAGAAUUUGUCCGACUUGGUCAGGCACUGAAACUGAAAACCAUUGUGAGAGGAGAUGCCCUAACUAGUUCAGCAACCACAAGCCUCUAUAAAAAGGAGCCGUGGGAGUCCCAAUGUUUCUGCAGUAAUUUUCCUCAUGAAGUUGUUUGCGCGGAUUCUUGGGGCCAGUCCUUGCUAGUUUCUACAGAUGUUGGUGUCCUGCUAAUAGAUGAUGGCCAGUCAUCAGUGCAAGUAUUUGAUAAAACUCUCCAGGUGAAACAGAUGCAUGUGCUGGAAGCUUUGGACCUUUUGAUUACCAGAGCAGACAAAGGGAAGGACUCUCGUCUCCUUGUCUUCAGGAUGAGCGCUGUACGAAAUGGCAUAGAAGCAAAGCAGAUGGCAAAGAGCAAAUAUGACUGCAGAGAAAAUAAACUUGAGAAAACAAAAGGCUGCCAUUUAUAUGCCAUUAAUACUCACCACAGCAGUGAACUGAGGAUUGUGGUGGCUAUUAGGAACAAACUGCUCCUCAUCACAAAGAAAUACAAUCAAGGCAACAGUUUAACCAGUGUCUGUUUGAUGUCACCCUUGUCUGAAUCACCAGUGGAGGAAUUCCAAUACAUCAGGGAGAUUUGUCUCUCUGACCCUCCAGUGAUCAUGACUCUGGUGGAUGGACCUUCUGGAGACAAUGACAAUAUGAUCUGUGUAGCAUAUCGACAUCAGUUUGAUUUAGUUAACGAGAGUACUGGGGAGUCCUACAGGUUACAUCAUAUUGAAGCAAGCAGGGUUAAUUUUGUUGCAGCUAUUGAUGUAUAUGAAGAUGGUGAUGCUGGUCUACUGUUGUGUUAUAACUAUGUCUGCUACUACAGAAAGGUAUGCCCCUAUAAUGGGGGUUCUCCUUUGGUCCAGACAUCGGCAUCAGACUUCCACUUUAGUUGGAACCAGGUUCCUUAUGCUAUUGUUUGUGCUUUCCCUUAUAUCCUGGCCUUCACUACUGAUUCCAUAGAGAUACGAUUAGUGGUGAAUGGGAACCUAGUCCACACAGCUGUGGUGCCUGAACUUCAACUUGUUGCAUCAAGGUCAGAUAUUUAUUUUAAAGCUACUGCAACAGUAAGUGGAUCAUCCCAUAGCAGUUUGAAGGAAACCAGUUCAAACAGUUCUCCUCAGACACCAACAGCUCAUGAAAUGCCAGAAUUCCCUUCUUCCUCAGCAGAAGGUGAAGUUCAGUAUAAAAACUUAUACAAAAUUCCUCUCAGUAACCUGGUUGGGAGGAGCAUUGAACGACCUCUGAAGUCACCAUUAGUCCCCAAGGCCAUCACCCCAACGUCCAGUGUUAUUGCCUCGGCUCCUGUCAGUCACUCAUUAUCUUUGUCUCGUAUGGAAAUUAAAGAAAUUGCAAGCAGGACACGCAAAGAACUACUAGGCCUCUUGGAUGAGAAAGUUCCCAAAUCAGAAGUAGCACAGAAGCAAAAGAAGGUUCCUCGAAAACCAUCAGACCCCAAGCAGGGAGCAAUAAGGUCAACAAGCAGUGACAGGAUAAUUUCAAGCUCUUUUGAAAGCAAUUCUGAAGGGCGUCACCUUUCCACUAGUUCAGAUCCUGAUACUGCAGCAAACCAGGAGGAGAGCCCACCAUCUAGCAGUCCAUUUCAUCUCACUACUUCAUUUGAUGAAGACAUCAUUGACUUGAAGUGAAGACAAUCUUGAGUCCUUUAUUUUCUCCUUUUCCUUUUCUUAUGACUCUGAAGGCCUUAUAGGAAUGUCACAACACUGCUUUUAGUGAUAACGUAUGGCUGGAAAUGGAGAAUAUUGGUGAAUAUUCUCUACAGAACCCAAUUGGGUGAAGCUUUUUUGCCAUCUUUAUGUUUACCUUUCUCAGUUAAAGAAACUUUGGUUCGUAUUGUAACAAGGUGGUAGAUAUCAAUGGUAGUUUUAGGAUGAAAAUUUUAAGUAAAUAAAAGGAUUCAUUUUUAUUCUCUCUGAACUUCUUAUGUUUGGAGUACCUGAAUGAGAGUAAUAUUUAGCUGUGUUAUUUGCAGCCACUGAUAUUACAAAUUAUUCCAUAGCACAGUGUGUCACGUAGAAAGGUAAUAUUUAUAAAGAAAAUAAUUUAUUUCAAAUUUUUUAAAAGAUAAAAACAGACUUGUGGCAAAGUUCUUUUCAGCCAGGAUGAUCUGUCCCUGAAGUGGUACCAUUCUGUUAUAAUGUUUACUGAAGAACCAAGGAUAUUCUGUGAAGAUCGGGUAAGAUAAAGCAUAAAUUUCUAACAGUGAGAGUAAUUAAGCACGGAAACAAUUUACCAAGGGUCAUAGUGGAGUCUCCAUCAUUGAUAAUUUUUAAAUCAAAAGUGAAUGUUUUUCUAAAAGUUCUGCUCUAGGAAUUAUCUUGUGUAAGUUAAAUGGCCUGUGUUAUACAGGAGGUUAGACUAGAUGAUCACAAUGGUCCCUUCAGGCCUUGGAAUCUAUUAAUAAGAUACAAAUAUGUUUUCUUAGCUCUCAUCUUUCCAUGUAUAUUUUUUUUUGAGAGGAACCUGAAAACAAGAUUUGGAGUAAAAAUUCCAGAAUGCAGAGAAGUUUGUAGAAAAAUAUGAACUUUCAGAUUAUCCUCUAAAAAUUGAAAAUCAAAGAUAAAGGAAGAAAGAUGCAUCAGGCUAACAACGUAACUGGAAUAUUAUCCCUGUUGUGUACCUGCAGACUUCUUGAAAACACAGUAUGUACGAGCCAGCAUCUGAUUUUGCAUUCCAUUUUCUAUCAGUAUUUGGACUUGCAGAUGAACCUCCUGUUAAUAUGCAGGCACCUGUAUUUGUUGCUGUUUUCUUGUGCAUUAACUGUUUAAAUGAUAAAAUUUUAGACUGCUCCAAAUAGCUACAUUUUGCUGAGUGAAUUCAGGCUGAAAUGUCACUGAACAGCUAGGUUUUUGUGGUGAAAUAGUAACAAUAAACCUUUUGAUGUAUGAAAGACAGAUUUCACCUACAAAAUGAUUCUUGAGGCCGUUCCUGAAUUUUCUGUAUGCCAAAAAAUCAAUUUGCAACAAAAAUCAAAAUGUUUUGUUUUUUCACGAAAAUGUGAUGUUUUCCUCCUUUUUUACUUUAAGAUGUCAGCUCUAUUUACAAGUUAUUUCUUGUUCCAUAAUUAGAAAUAGUUCAGCAUCUUCAUUAUUUUAGGGAUGCCAUGCUGGUGUCAUAGUUUGUUUCCUUCUUAGCAUGAACAGCUGCAAACUUGUGUCUUUUAAAUGAGUGUAUCUGAAUAUAAUCCAGUUUCCUGCCUAGUACUCUAUUACUAACCUUUUACCAGUAUAGGUAGCUGCUGAUUGCUCCGCCAAGAAAAUAUUAAUUAACUUCAUUUAAAGGAUCAUUUCUUAUUCUCAGCUGUAACAUCUGAUUAAGGAAAGAAGCAAUAUUUUCAGCUGCAAUCAUUCUUUCAUUAGAAGAAAGUAUUUUAACCAGUGGUUAGUAUUACAGUAUUUUUAAACCAGAAAAUGUGUGCUGUAAUUCUAAGUAAAAGCAUCUAAGAAAAGAGAGCUGAAAUUGUUUGCCAGAGAUUUCAACUCUUGUGAGAGAAUACGCCACAGUUGCUGUAAAGAGCUUACACACCCUAUACCAUUUACCAGUUCAGGUUGAAAAAUGAAGCUGAAAGAUGCCAAGCGUGGCACUUACUUUUGAUGGAGUCUGGGGCCUAUUCUGUGUGUGAAUGACAGUAUUUCAUUAUACAACUAUAUUCAGGGCAGACCAUGUUAGCAUGUAAGUGAACAUGUAUGGGGGCUCAUUGAACCCACUUUAGAAGCACUAAUUGCACUAACAUCUCAUCCUGAAAGAAACAACAGUCUUUUCUUUCCCUUUCUGCAUCCUCAGCCUUGUUCCAUUAUGUUGCUUCUGUUGUGUUAGUUGUACAUGCAUAUGCUCAUGGGUUAUUUUGGAGCCUAUACUCAUGUGUUGCAAACUCAGGCUUUAGUUAAAAUAAAAUUUUAACUGGAAAUUUUGUUUUGUUUUGUCAAAAUAUCAAAUUGUAAAUUGAAAUAGCUCAUGGAACUGUUCUCUUCUUCUGAUAUUCUAGCACAGUCCACACAACUCAGCAUAUAAAAAUUAGCAUUAGCAAGAUCCUGAAGCUGCUGAGGGAGUUAAGAGGGCAUAUUGAAGGGACUUAGCAAAGAGCUGCAUAAUCAGUAGGGCUGUCAAGUGAUUAAAAAAAUUAAUCGCAAUUAAUCAUGCGAUUAAAAGAAUCGUGCAAUUAAUUACACUGUUAAACAAGAAUAGAAUACCAUUUAUUUAAACA
Molecule: messenger RNA, 6212 nt
Organism: Chelonia mydas (Green sea turtle)
Lineage: Eukaryota; Metazoa; Chordata; Testudines; Cheloniidae
Gene: GARNL3
Product: GTPase activating Rap/RanGAP domain like 3
Exons: 31
Coding region: 1144-3636 (830 amino acids)
Biological process (GO): regulation of small GTPase mediated signal transduction; activation of GTPase activity
Cellular component (GO): cytoplasm
Molecular function (GO): GTPase activator activity
Source: RefSeq, a predicted model, not a curated record